AUGCAUCCUGCGGCCUGCAUCGGGCCUUUUCUUCCCGGCGCCUUUCGCAGAUCCUUCUCCUCCUCGAAUCCCUCCACGCCCAUCAUUUCUGCGAACCUGCGUCUGCUUCUCCGUCUCACACUUCACCCGCCGACUACCUCCCAGCGUCCUCAAUACUCAUACAACGAUCGCCUCUCGAGCUUCAGACCAUACCUACGGAUACAUGCGCCCACUUUUCCCGUCCUGAUUGCCUGCCUGCGCGUCGAUACAGUCACUGGCGCACGUCUCGACGACUUUGCGCAUCGCAAGUCACCUCACGGCGCAUUGACCAUGCUGCUCCCAUCCGCAUUCUCGUGCGAUGGCGGCCUGCAGCCCCAAUUGAGACUCCAAAGACCGAAGCUCCAGUCUUUCGGCGCAUACGAACCCCAAUUCUCUGCAAAUGCGCGCCCGAGUCCGCUAUCCUCGAGUUGCCGCGCUCUACAGGCCAUUCUAGGAGCUCCUAGCGCAAUCCAUAAUACACGACCGACUCAGUCGCAGGACUUAGGAAAUCCCUUUGCGUCCGCUGAAGAGACCAUACCUCCCAAAGAAGCACAGACACCACCCAGACGCGCGAAUAAGCGACGGCGCAGUGAAUUCGAAGAGGACAUGAAUUCUGUAUCAUCUACAGAUGUACUCAUGGAAGAUUGUCAGCGCACAACUCAACCGGUUCGAACUCCAAAAAGGCGACGAAAAGUCCCUUUGUCUAUACCGAUGGGUCUCUCAGCAGAUGACUUCCGUGCGCUAGAGACACCUGCCGACGAGGAGGAGCUCGACAUACCCGUAAUCAGCCCUCACAACCACAUACCCUCAGACCAAGACUCGGCUUACGGGUCAUCCCCAUGCGUGGACGACGCAGAGUGGACCGAAGACGAUGACCGCAUGUUGGUGGAGACAGUGCUUGAAAAGCUGAAGCUGUCAAAGCGCGAUUGGAAUGACUGCGCAAGGAAACUGGGCAAGGACAGGGAUAGCCUUGGAAAAAGGUGGAGCCUGCUAGUUGGAGAGGGCAAUGUUGGCUUGAGAAGAGGCGGCAGGAUCUCAAGAACGAACUUGGACAUUUCGAGUUGGUGA
Fonsecaea erecta is the source of this 1086-nucleotide messenger RNA. RefSeq lists its product as hypothetical. Lineage: Eukaryota; Fungi; Ascomycota; Eurotiomycetes; Chaetothyriales; Herpotrichiellaceae. The transcript has a single exon. The record is from RefSeq and is a predicted model, not a curated record. Bases 1 to 1086 code for a protein of 361 amino acids.